This is a messenger RNA of Capsaspora owczarzaki ATCC 30864, 1908 nucleotides long. RefSeq names its product NTRK3 protein. Gene Ontology annotation, biological process: multicellular organism development; cell surface receptor protein tyrosine kinase signaling pathway; positive regulation of kinase activity. Gene Ontology annotation, cellular component: signaling receptor complex. The record is from RefSeq and is a predicted model, not a curated record. Bases 1 to 1908 code for a protein of 635 amino acids. Gene Ontology annotation, molecular function: transmembrane receptor protein tyrosine kinase activity; ATP binding. Lineage: Eukaryota; Filasterea; Ministeriida; Capsasporidae. The transcript has 4 exons.
AUGGUGAGCGGCUACUGCCAGCCUUCCGCGGCCAUGAUUGCCAGAGCUUCGGCUUCUUCCGCCUCGGUCGCCUCUGCCGCAUCAGCCUCUUCUGCUACAAUUGCUUCUGCUGCAUCUGCUUCCUCUGCUACAAUUGCUUCUGCUGCAUCUGGACGCUGUGCUUCGAGCUGUUCCUCGGGACUUUUCAGGCAGAAUUCAACUUGGACGUGUGUGGCGGAAUGUGAUGGGAGCCUCUUUGCAGAUUCUUCAAGCGGAUCAUGCGUUGUGUCAUGUCUGUCGCCGACGUACGCAAAUUCUCUUGCUACUCCGCCAUCGUGCUCGGCGAGCUGCACUGGUGGACGUUUCAAAGAUGAUAGCACUCGACAAUGUGUUGCGAAUUGCCCAGCCAACUCUUGGGCCGAUCCCUCAACUAGCAGCUGUGCAGCAACCUGCUCCGCCGGGUUUGCGCACAAUGCCACCUGGUCUUGCGUCAACACUUGCACUGUCGGCUAUGCCGACAACUCGACUCGGUCAUGCGUGACUCGUUGCCCAAGCGGCACUUUUGCUUUGAAGCCAUCUCAUUCUUGCGUUGCUGCGUGCCCAUCUGGCUACAAAGCCUCCAACUCCACCAGCUCAUGCGAUGAUGGCUCUUCUGGCGCUCAAGGCAAUGGUGGCAGUAGCCCUGUUGCCGCAGCAGCUGGCGCCGCAGCAGCAGGAGUCGUUGUUCUGAUUGCGAUCGUGGUCGCGGUUGUACUUUUGCGUCGAAGGAAGCAAACCCACGGCAACCACAAGAUGGAAAGCACUUCCGCUACUAUCGAAAUGACCAACCCGAACUUUGCUUCGAGCCACGAUCCAGUCUACGAUGUUGCUGGUCAAACCAAGCAAAAGAGCGCUUACCCUGCCUCGGCUGACUACGCACUGCCGCUCAAACCAAACCCCAGCGAUCCCGAGUAUGCCGCGGUCGGAGGAUUGCCGUAUUCCACGCCGUCAACUGAAUACAGCCUUGCAGUGGUCUCAACAUCUGCAAUGCUGUCAUCGCAGAUAGCCACUGGCGAGCGCAAGCUGCUCGGACGAGGCGCCUUUGGAGAAGUGUUUUCCGCGAACGUGUCCAUUGCCCUCAUUGCUCCCCAGCAUCGCCACCUGUUUGCCCCAGGCGCGCAGACGGUCGAUGUCGCAGUCAAGACUCUGCAAUUGGAUGCCAACGUUCGAGCGGAGCAAGACUUUGUGCACGAGGCCGAGCUCUUGCGCAGGCUGAAUCACACCAACAUUGUCAAUGUCCUCGCGGUGCUCCCAGCCGGACGAGGUCAGCCGCAAAUGCUCGUUCUGGAGUAUGUGCCGUAUGGUGAUCUCCGCAACCUACUUCGGAAAUCGGCAAAGAGCGGUGUCGUCUGGUCGCCAGACGAGUAUGUGCAUGUGGCCACCGGUGUUGCCGAAGGCAUGGCGUACUUGGAGCAAUCGCGUGUGCUUCAUCGUGAUUUGGCAGCACGGAAUAUCCUUGUUGGCGAGCAUCUGGUCGCCAAGAUUGCCGACUUUGGCUUAUCCAGGGAGCUGAACGACAAGGACUAUUACAAGUUGCAGUCGAAGCAGAAGCUGCCGAUUCGCUGGAUGGCGCCCGAAACACUCAACUAUCGCAAGUUCUCGAGCCAAUCGGAUGUAUUUUCGUAUGGCGUUGUGCUUUGGGAGCUCUUUACAAUGGGCCAAGCACCCUGGGCGAAUGUCGAACGCGAGCAGUACCUUGUGGGUCUGGAGCGCGGCGAUCGUUUGCCGCAACCUCGGGACUGUCCUGCGCAUCUCUACUCGCUGAUGUUGACGACCUGGGAAUGGGAACCCUGCACGCCCUUCGUUUGCCGACUGCGUGCUUUUGCUUCAGCAGAGCCGUUCGCCACGCGGCACAGGUCGCGAUUUGGGGGCUUUGGUGCAUUGAUUUGA